UAUAAUUCUUGUCUAGAGGGGAUCUUUAAGAAAAUCAUCUUCUUCUGCCACUGGCUGUUUCCUCGACAACUUAAAUAAGUCCUCAUGCUCUUAUGAAAAACUAAUCUGGAACCGGUCGGAAAGUGGGCGGUGCCGUGGGACAUCAGCCAAUCAGCGUGAGGUCCGUCAAUGGGAUAACUGGCACGUUACGUGGAAAUUGCGGUCGCUGUAUUCUUGAGGUUGUGUUUACUUUGUCCGCUGGCAGUUUUCGCGCUUCAGUCUGACAGAACUCCGUCAGCCCUCGGUAUAAAUGAGCCGCUUGCAGCUGCUCGGCCUCCGCAGCGCUCAUGAGUCAGACGUCCUCUGAAAGGACCGGCAUGAAACUGCUGGAUGAGCGGGUCUGGUCGCUGUUUAGGCGACGCUGGCAGCGCACUCUCACCUAUUGGAGCGUGUUCUUUAGCUUCGGCCUCUGCAUCGCAUUCCUGGGACCCACCAUCCUGGACCUGAGAUGUCAGACCCAGUCCACCCUGCAGCAGAUCACCUGGGUCUUCUUCAUCCAGCAGUUCUUCCUGCUGGUGGGCAGCAGCCUGGGAGGUAUCUUCAAGAAAACACUGCUGUCCUCCUUGUCAGCCCUCUUCUCCUGCACUCUCAUCAUCUCACUUGUGUUUGCCUUCAUACCGCUCUGUAACCACAUUGCAAUGUUGUCCAUCGCCAUGGCGAUUGCUGGCAAUGCCAUGGGGGUGAUUGACACCAUCGCCAACCUACAGCUGGUGAAUCUGUACCAGAAGGACUCCGCCACCUUCCUGCAGGCCUUACAUUUCUUCAUCGGCCUGGGAGCACUGGUCAGUCCCCUGGUGGCUGAUCCUUUUCUUUCAGAUGACAGCUGUGUUCUGGGCACCAACUGGACCUCCAACUCCUCCUCGGACUUAGAGCAUCUUCGCAGUAGUAUGGCCGGGCAUGGAACAAUGCUACACAACAUCUCCCAGUAUCCUCUGCACACCGAGGGCGUAGUUGUCACCAGGGUGUCGUAUGCUUUCUGGAUCAUGGCUAUUAUCAAUCUCCCUGUGCCAGCAGGAGUGCUCGUACUAAUGUACCACGAGAGGCUGCUGCCCUGCUUCCACAACAGUCCACGUCUGCUUGGUGGAAACUCUCUGCCCAGCGUAAGCUCCACCGGGGACAUUGAUCAAGGCCAUGGGAGUUUGUUUGUGUGCUGUAACCCCGUCAAACUCCGGGGUCGUCCCGCCACUUUCUUCAUGCUCCAUGCUCUGGGUGGGGCCAUCCUCUUCAUCACUGAUGGGAUUAUAGGCUCCUACGCCGGCUUCGUCUACACGUACGCAGUGUCUCCUCCUCUGCUGAUGGGUCACAAAGCCGCUGGAUGUCUGGACAGUGUAUUCUGGGCCGCCAUCACAGUAGGAAGACUGGCAUUCAUCUACCUGUCCUACAGAUACAGCGCGUCCAGGCUGCUCACUUUCUGUCUGGCAGGGGUCAUACUGGUUCAGUGCCUGUUGUUGAUCUUCUACACCAGCUGCGUGUUCCUCUUCAUCGGUACGUGCAUGUUGGGGCUGUGCAUCAGCAGCGUGUUCCCCUCCAUGCUGGCCUUUACGGAGGACAUACUGGACUACAAAGGUUGUGCCACAACUGUCCUGGUAACGAGUGCCAGCACGGGAGAGAUGGUGCUGCAACUGCUCGUCGGAUCUGUGAUCCAAAUUCAGGGCAGCUAUGCUUUCCUGUUGUGUUGUACAGUAGCGUCAAUCGUCAGUUUUUGCCUGUUCCUGAUGUUCCGCUUUGUGCAGCACAUCCACAGAAACUGAAACACAGGUUCACCUAAAAACACAGAAAUGGAAGAGGGGACAAAACACAAGACAGUCCUGAUCUGAGUGUCCCUGAGAGACUAACCAGAGGACAGAAAUCACAGGGUGCCUCUGCUGAGGUCGGUGGCAAGGCAGCAUGGGAAGACUGAUCUGACCUCGUACCCCGGUGAGCUUUCUCCUGGCCUCUGGAGAGAGAGAACGUAUUUCUGGACCUACAGAGACGUCUGCUUUCAAGCCUGAUGAUCAACCAGCAGCUCAGUGGACGGCCAGCGCUUCACUUGAUUUAGUUUUGGGCGCAAUCGUCUCCUCCAGCAUUCCUUCUGUAGCUGGAUUUAAAAGACACUCCUGUGAUUUAAGCUUUUCAGCGUGGAUCAGAAUGAACUGUGGAGGUUAAACUGUUAUUUAUGUCACAGCUGCAACAUAUUAGGUUACUACUGAUAAAAUAUGACUCAUAUGAGCCUGUGUAAGUACUUCUGUUGUAAUUUCCUGGUGGUUGAAUGGACAUAUAACACAUGAUGUAUGACGCAAUACAGAGACGCAGUUAGAGAUCUUUUAUUA
This is a messenger RNA of Scatophagus argus, 2348 nucleotides long. RefSeq names its product major facilitator superfamily domain containing 4Aa (gene slc60a1a). Bases 327 to 1790 code for a protein of 487 amino acids. Lineage: Eukaryota; Metazoa; Chordata; Actinopteri; Scatophagidae. The record is from RefSeq and is a predicted model, not a curated record. The transcript has 10 exons.